AAUUUGGGCUUUUGAUAUAUGACCGGCCCAAAUGAUACCCUUGAGGCAAACCAUUCAACGCCUUCUUCUUCAUUCGCCAUCUCUCUCUCCUUCGAACUCCGUUUAUCUUGUCGAUUAACUUCUCUCAGUAUAAUGUUGACGGAAACACCAUUCAGGCCAAGAGAGAAGCUUCUGGAGAAGCAGAGGUUGUUCCAGAGCAUCCAGAGGCACACUUACCUCAAAGGACCCAUGGACAAGCUCACCUCCGUUGCCAUUCCUCUUGCCUUGGCUGCCUCUUCUCUCUACAUGAUUGGAACAGGAAUCUACAACAUGUCCAAUGGAAUCGGGAAGAAGGAAUAAGCUCCUCCUUUCUUUCUUUUUUAUCCGUUUUUUUUAACGCUUUGGGAGGUUUCUCUAUGUGUAUCCAGUGGCUGACGUAUGAGGUUGGCACUGGUCUUCUUAUUCUCCUUCUCGAUGCAGUGUAUUGCGUUUUUUUGCCAAAUAAUUGCUUAGUUGCAGACAAUGUCGAAAGCUGAAAGAUGUUUGAUGUUAUAAAGUCCCAAUGGUUUGGAUGUUUUUCAUUUGCUUUU
This is a messenger RNA of Brassica rapa (field mustard), 569 nucleotides long. RefSeq lists its product as uncharacterized. NCBI's taxonomy places the organism in Eukaryota, Viridiplantae, Streptophyta, Magnoliopsida, Brassicales, Brassicaceae. The record is from RefSeq and is a predicted model, not a curated record.